Molecule: messenger RNA, 795 nt
Organism: Fusarium keratoplasticum
Lineage: Eukaryota; Fungi; Ascomycota; Sordariomycetes; Hypocreales; Nectriaceae
Exons: 1
Coding region: 1-795 (264 amino acids)
Molecular function (GO): oxidoreductase activity
Source: RefSeq, a predicted model, not a curated record
AUGGCAUCAGCCUCCAAGUACCUAUCCAAACUGCAAGACAAGUCAAUCCUCAUCGUCGGCGGUACAUCCGGCAUUGGUUUCGCCGUCGCCGAGGCUUGCCUUGAGUACGGUGCGAAAGUUGUAAUCGCCGGCCGAAGCCAGUCCAAGCUCGACGAUGCCCUGAGCCUCCUUGUAUCAACAUACCCAGAAGCCAAGGAUAGUGUCCGUGGACAUGUUGUUGAUCUAAAAAACGACAUCGAGGCCAGUGUCACCAAGCUUCUCGAAUUUGCGACGGUGGGCGGCCAGGAGAAGCUUGACCACAUUGUGAGCACUGCCGGUGAAGGAACAGUUGGUAUUACAUUGGAAAAUGCGACCGAGGGAAACGUAAUUGAUGCCGGCAAGAUGAGAAUCGCCGGGACACUGUUGCUCUGCAAGAUAGCACAGGGCUACAUGAACAAGGCUCACACCUCAUCCAUCACGUUUACCGGCGGCGUAGCUUACUACCGGCCCAUGGAAGGGCACAGCGUAACAGCAGCUACCGCAGGGGGCAUGGGCACCAUGGCCCUGGGGCUUGCUGUGGAUUUGAAGCCCAUCAGGGUGAACAUGAUGUCUCCCGGAGCGAUACGGACAGAGCUAUUGCAGAAUCUGGUCCGAAGCGCAUGGGGUGCGGAGGGCGAGGAUAUCUUUGCGAAGAAGACGUUGCUUGAUCGGAUUGGUAGCCCGGAGGAUGUUGCUGAAAUGUUGUUGGGGAUUAUGAAGAGCGAUUACAUCACUGGGCAGGUUAUCCAUGUUGAGGGUGGCUACCUGUUGAAGUGA